Messenger RNA from Synchiropus splendidus (mandarinfish), 3248 nucleotides. It is a transcript of the gene hhipl2, whose product is annotated as HHIP-like 2. The record is from RefSeq and is a predicted model, not a curated record. NCBI's taxonomy places the organism in Eukaryota, Metazoa, Chordata, Actinopteri, Syngnathiformes, Callionymidae. The coding region runs from base 934 to 3108 and encodes 724 amino acids. The transcript has 9 exons.
CGAGCUGAAACCCUCGCGGGGCCACGGCAACGGCGUUAUUAGCACAUGAUAUCGCAGUUUGUUGUCAGACUUCAGCAGCGUUUCCCCGCCGCGCAUCAAGUGAUCUUUGAGCGAUGACAGUGGCAGGAAACGUAUUAAGUACACCUUCAAAAUAAAAGUACCAAAAAAACCCAACAUAUAGGUUAAUAGUCUAUACGCAGCUUAGAGUGUAGAAAGUAAUCAUCAAUGAACUCACAAAUAUAUUCAUCAAUUUAUUCAAGGCUUUACAAAAUACAAACAGAACACAUAUUAGUCUUAGUUUGCGUUAUAUUGUGAAGGUUCCUUCGGAAAUGCAGUUGACCAAGUUUAUCUAACUUGACCGCUUUUCUUGACCAAUAACAAUCAAAAUGGAAACUAGACAGAAAUGUCGACUUCCGAUUCCUUUAUUUCAUCAACACUUGCAUCCGCCUACUGGAGGGAUGCGGCAUCUGAACUUUGUAUCAAGUAAAAUCUUCUGUGGAACUACACUUCUUCCUCGUUCUGUACUAAUGGGUUUAGGUGCCGGAACAGUAGAGAAAGGCAGCUGCUGACAACACCGCCUGGAGGCGUGCAGGAAUGAAUGUGAGACUAAAUUAUAGAUGGUACGCGUUGCCCAUUAUUGUUUGCAUGUCCAGACACUUUCCCCCAAACAGAGCAUAGCUGUCUGACAACGCUACAUUUCCUGGAUGUUGUUGCGGCACCUGACAGAAGACACACGAGUAUGAAGUCAUGUUGAAUUACUUCCAACGCACAUAGACACCGCGGUGAAGUGAAGCAAACGUGCCGUCAGGUGUCGUGAGGCGCAGCGCUGUUGAGUGACUCCAGCCCCACAUUCAUGCGCGUAUCCGCGCGUGCACGUGCACAUACAUAAAGGCCGAGCAAUCCCACCGAACUCCUCUGAGGUAAACAGCGAACAUGCCAAGGACGCUGGGCGCGGGGCUCCAUGCAUUCAGAGCGUCUGGUGCGCUUUUACGCGCGACAGCCAAGGCAAGCGCACCGACUCUAACUAUCCGUGAGCUGGUCUUGCCAGUGAUGCUGCUGGCUUCCGUUCGUCCGGUGUCUUCUCAUCCUCAAUGUCUUGACUUUGAGCCGCCCUUUAAACCCCCCUGGCACCUGGAAUUCUGCGCGCAAUACGAGGAGUUCGGUUGCUGUGACCAGCAGACGGACAACCAGAUCGCGGAGAGAUAUUGGGACAUUAUUGACCAGCUGGAGGCGGCGGGUCAAGACCUUUGUGAAGACAUGUUGAAGGAAGUCAUGUGCCAGGAGUGCUCCCCAUAUGCUGCCCACCUCUACGAUGCAGAGGACCCCUACACGCCGGUCAGAGAGCUUCCUGGACUCUGCUUCGGCUACUGUAGCAAGUUCCACAGCCGAUGUCGCCAUGUUGUGAAGUAUUUAACAACAAACCAGGUGCUGCUGGACUCAACAGAGCGAGGCAUGCCCACCUUCUGCAGCAUGGUCGACCUGUCAGACCAGGACUACUGCUACCCCAACGUUCUGAAGAGCCCGGGCUUGAACACCAACUUGGGUCGGGUGUCGGAAGACCGCGGAGGGUGUCUACAACUGUGCCUGACCGAGGUGGCCAACAACCUGAGGAACCCUGUCUUGAUGCUGCACAGUAAUGACGACACCCAUCGGAUGUUCAUCGCCGAGCAGGUGGGCUUCGUCUGGGUUUACUUGUCUGACGGCAGCCGACUUGAGAGACCCUUCUUGGACAUGAGUGGGGAGGUCCUGACUACACCCUGGCUUGGAGAUGAGAGGGGCUUCCUGGGGAUGGCCUUCCAUCCCAAAUACAGAGACAACGGACGCUUCUUUAUCUACUACUCCAUCCAAUUCAACAGCGAAGUGGAGAAGGUCCGAGUGAGUGAGAUGCGGGUGUCUUCUGAGGACAUGAACACAGCUGAUCCCUAUUCAGAGAGGGUGGUUUUAGAGAUUGAAGAACCAGCCGCGAACCAUAACGGAGGCCAACUGCUCUUUGGCUUGGAUGGAUAUUUGUAUAUUUUCACUGGGGAUGGAGGGAAAGCUGGGGAUCCGUUCGGGAAGUAUGGGAACGCGCAGAACAAGAGUUCCCUGCUGGGAAAGGUCCUGCGAAUAGAUGUGGAUGGGAGCGGAUACAGCAUCCCACCAGAUAAUCCGUUUAUCGGUGACAAAGAGUCGCGUCCAGAGGUGUUUGCUUAUGGAGUGAGGAACAUGUGGAGGUGCUCUGUGGAUCGGGGGGACCCGGCGAGCGGCUACGGGAGAGGACGCAUAUUCUGUGGAGAUGUGGGUCAAAACCGCUACGAGGAGAUAGACAUCAUCGUGAAAGGAGGGAACUACGGCUGGCGAGCCAAGGAAGGCUUCGAGUGUUACGACGUCAAACUGUGCCACAACUCAUCCUUAAAUGACGUCCUGCCGAUUCACGCCUAUAGCCACCAUGUUGGCAAGUCAGUGACCGGAGGAUACGUGUACCGAGGAUGCGAGUCGCCUAACCUCAAUGGCCUGUACAUUUUUGGAGACUUCAUGAGCGGGCGAAUCAUGGCGCUGGAGGAGGAUAAAGCCUCGGGAAGUUGGACGGAGAGGAGCGUCUGUAUGGGAGACACCAAGACCUGCUCCUUCCCUGGACUCAUCAAUCAUCACCACAAGUUCAUCAUCUCAUUCGCUGAAGAUGAAUCAGGGGAACUGUAUUUCCUGGCCACGUCGUACCCCAGCUCUUUGUCACCCUUUGGCACGGUUUUCAAAUUCAUGGAUCCAUCAAGGAGAGCGCCGCCUGGAAAAUGCAAACAAAAGCACCUGCCAGUCAAAGUGAAGGGCAAAACGGUCCCAUUUGUUCCUAGAGAAUGUAAGUCACUUACGAUUAUCGUCCCAGAAAUUGACAUAAAGUCGAAGUGCGCUCUCAGCGUGGGUCACCGAAAUAAACAUGGUGUAUUAUUAAGUCAAUUAAAGCAUUGUGAGAGGUUAGAAAAUAGAGACAUGGAAACAUUCCUGGGAAACCAAGCGCUUUCAUUUCACAGUUUUACUCCAUAUGGAGCCAUAUUCCAGAGGUCGAAGGUAAUUAAAGAAAAUCUCUCCUUGGAAUGGAUGAGUAAAAAUAGAUGGGGAAAGAAUUCUAGCUGAGCUGAAGCUGCUAACUUGGUGUUUCAGUGACUGUGUUGGACACAAAGGAGAAGCCCACAAGACCUCCACCAAGGAAAUUCAGACUGACCACGCGACCUCCGACGACCAGCAGCAAGGUCCAAACCACAACACAGAGCAGC